CAGUUACAAGACAGACAUACCAAAGAACAGUGCCACCAUUAGUUAUGCGGUCUUUAAAAUGUGUAAGCUUCUUGCUUUGGAUGGUCAUCCUAUUGGCCACCAUUGGGUCCUUCGGCACCACUGCCCAUAGAGAAUUGCUGAUGGCAACGAGAGGAGUAGAAACCAAGCUGGUAAGAACUGAGCUCACUGUUGAGAAGACCAACAUAGAUGAGGAAAUCAGAAACAAUGUGCCGACAGUACGAAAGAUGGAUUUUGGAACUGCCGACGCAAAUGAUGCUAGAAGCAUACCAAGCUCAGGAGAUAUUAAGAAUAACUCAACAAAUUCAUGUGCUCCUUCCAGUGUAAUAAAGGAUAGUGGUAGCUCCAGGAUGAAGGCACGACCAUCCAUGGGCAGCAUAAAACUAGAAGGAAGCAUAUCAGGGCAAGUACUGAAUGUUCCAAAUCCUCGACAUAUCCGAAUAUUGCCAUCCAGGAAUCCGAGUUCAGGCUCCAAAACAGAACUGGAAGACUCCAUUGUUCCCAGCACCUUAUAUAAAAAUAAUGAUGACAGGAAGCACAAAAUGCUAGAGGCCAGUGAUGAAGUUCUCAAAUUUCUUAACAGGGAUUACAAUCGCUUUCCUCGUAGGAGGACACCAGUCCAUAACUAAGAAUAAGGUGCUUAUGCUGAUUUUCGGUAAAAAAAAGGGGUGCUUAUGCUGAGUCCUAGUUUUGUGGCCUAUGUUAUUUCUCUUGUGGUGUUUCGGUAUAACUAUUAUCUUAUGUUUUGUAAUGUACUACAUUGAAUAAUAAUUGGGCCACUUGAGUUAA
Molecule: messenger RNA, 807 nt
Organism: Brachypodium distachyon (stiff brome)
Lineage: Eukaryota; Viridiplantae; Streptophyta; Magnoliopsida; Poales; Poaceae
Exons: 5
Coding region: 45-647 (200 amino acids)
Source: RefSeq, a predicted model, not a curated record